CUUGGGGUCCAUGGGAAACAUGUCCACAACCAAGGACUGGAACAGCUCGUCGGUCACUAUGUUCAUCCUCCUGGGAUUCACAGACCAUCCAGAACUCCAGGCCUUUCUCUUCAUGACCUUCCUAGGCAUCUACUUUGUGACUCUGGCCUGGAACCUGGCCCUCAUCAUUCUGAUCCGAGGGAACACCCAUCUGCACACACCCAUGUACUUCUUUCUCAGCAACUUGUCCUUCAUUGACAUCUGCUACUCUUCCACCGUGGCUCCCAAGAUGCUCACUGACUCCUUCCAGGAACAGAAGACCAUCUCAUUCAUGGGCUGUGCUACCCAGUUUUUUUUCUUUGUGGGCCUGGGUCUAACUGAGUGCUUUCUCCUGACAGCCAUGGCAUAUGACCGACACGCAGCCAUCUCCAGCCCCCUUCUCUACACCACCAUCAUGUCCCAGGACGUCUGUACACGCAUGGUGGUUGGGGCCUAUGUCGGUGGUUUUCUGAGCUCCCUAAUCCAGUCCAGCUCUAUAUUCCGGCUCCAUUUCUGCGGACCCAAGGUCAUCAACCACUUUUUCUGUGACCUUCCACCUGUCCUGGCUCUGGCUUGCUCUGACAUCUUCCUCAGUCAGGUGGUGAAUUUCCUCGUGGUGGUCACUGUUGGGGGCACGUCAUUCCUCAUCCUCCUUAUCUCCUACAGUCACAUAGUGUCUGCAGUCCUGAAGAUCCACUCCACAGAAGGCCGAUGGAAAGCUUUCAACACGUGUGCCUCGCACCUUAUCGUGGUGACUCUGUUGUUUGGGACAGCCCUUUUCAUGUACCUGCGACCCAGCUCCAGCUACUCACCUGACAGGGACAAGGUAGUAUCCGUGUUCUAUGCACUGGUGAUCCCCAUGCUGAACCCUCUCAUCUACAGUUUGAGGAACAAAGACAUCAAGAGUGCUCUGUGGAGGGUGCUGGAGAAAAAGAAAGUGUUUUCCUAGACCAUGAGUAGAAACAUACUUCUCCAAACUGCUGCAGACUUAAAUGAUCCAAGGCAUCACACCCUCCUCUCC
Messenger RNA from Otolemur garnettii (small-eared galago), 1039 nucleotides. RefSeq names its product olfactory receptor 5A1. The record is from RefSeq and is a predicted model, not a curated record. Gene Ontology annotation, cellular component: membrane. Lineage: Eukaryota; Metazoa; Chordata; Mammalia; Primates; Galagidae. Gene Ontology annotation, biological process: sensory perception of smell; G protein-coupled receptor signaling pathway. Gene Ontology annotation, molecular function: odorant binding; olfactory receptor activity; G protein-coupled receptor activity. Bases 11 to 967 code for a protein of 318 amino acids. The transcript has a single exon.